AUGAUUAAGAGAAUAUUUUAAGCCCAACAUAACUCCAAACAGAAUAGAGUAGCCCAUAGAAUUCUAUACUUAAAAAUAAAAAAUAAAGUUAGAUUAUAUUUUCAAAUUGUUUUACUUUAUCUCCAAAUUUAAAAAGUAUCAACGAAAAAAAAUUUAUCGAAACUCAGUCUAUAAAUGAGUAACGCUGUUGUUAAAUUUAAAUUAUAAGAAGAAAUUAAUCUUUACAAAGUCGUAUUAACUUGUAAGAUAAGAUAGAUAAAUUAAAUGCUCUUCAAAGUAAACACAUUUCUAAUCUAGCGAUGCAAAAGAUUAUAAAAAUAAAUAAAGUUUCAAAUGUAUCAAAAGAAAUUUAAUUUGGAUUCAACAGUAAAAGGAAGAAGAUGGUUUAAGACUAAAUCACAAAUGAUCUUAAUAUUUUUUAGCUCUACAAAGAUAUUUUAUUUUUGA
Molecule: messenger RNA, 447 nt
Organism: Tetrahymena thermophila SB210
Lineage: Eukaryota; Ciliophora; Oligohymenophorea; Hymenostomatida; Tetrahymenidae
Exons: 2
Source: RefSeq, a predicted model, not a curated record